AUGUAUGGCAAUAAAGUGAUGGUAUCGAAUUAUCCGGAUGAAUGUGUUGCUCGUGGUGCUUUGCGAGCUUCUAGUAUUGAAGAAGCGAGAACUGGAGUCGUUUUAAAGCAGGUCAUUCCUGAGUAUUAUGGCUUCCCAAUUUAUGAUGAUUACACGCAUCGCGAAAAGUUCCAGGUGAUGAUUCCUCGCAACACGGAGUAUCCAACGGACCGAGUGUUUAGCACGAAUGGAACUUAUAUUACUUGGGCCAAUGUGGAUCUUUAUCAAAGUAAAGACGGAACCAUGCGAGAAGCCAAGCUUCUUAAUGAGUUUGGUUUCACGGAUGCAACGCCAACAUCUCAAGCGAUUAAUGUGAAAUACACCCUUGAUCACAAUGGAUUCAUCAACGUGGAAAUCGUGCAGACGUGCGAUAAUCGAGUGCUUCUGCAGAAAGAGAAAGUCGUGAAGUUGAAGACUGAAACACGUGAAGUUGAGUAUAAUAAUGAUGAGGAUUCGGACAGUGCUAUAAGUGGAGAAUACAUCGAAGAGCAAGCAGUGGAACCCGACUUUUUGCCAGAGCCUCCAAUCAAUUUGGGAAGAGUUCCAUUCGAGUUUCCAGAUGUGCCUCGGGAUGAAAUGCCAUUGCCGAUCGAGCAAUCCGACUCUGGGGAUAUUCUACUAUCGGAAGACAGUGACCUGUAA
Messenger RNA from Blastocystis hominis, 681 nucleotides. RefSeq lists its product as hypothetical. Gene Ontology annotation, molecular function: ATP binding; ATP-dependent protein folding chaperone. The transcript has 2 exons. The coding region runs from base 1 to 681 and encodes 226 amino acids. Lineage: Eukaryota; Bigyra; Opalinata; Blastocystidae. The record is from RefSeq and is a predicted model, not a curated record.